This is a messenger RNA of Capronia coronata CBS 617.96, 1044 nucleotides long. RefSeq lists its product as uncharacterized. Lineage: Eukaryota; Fungi; Ascomycota; Eurotiomycetes; Chaetothyriales; Herpotrichiellaceae. Gene Ontology annotation, molecular function: hydroxypyruvate reductase [NAD(P)H] activity; NAD binding; glyoxylate reductase (NADPH) activity. The transcript has a single exon. The coding region runs from base 1 to 1044 and encodes 347 amino acids. The record is from RefSeq and is a predicted model, not a curated record. Gene Ontology annotation, cellular component: cytosol.
AUGGCUGAGAAGGCCGACAUUCUGCUGAUUGACUCUUCCGUACAAGCGGUUGAUGUCGCUCGCCGACAGGCGCUGGCAGAGAGAUUCAACCUCAUCUACUACGACUGCGAUUCGAAAGCACAAUUCAUAGAACGUCUGAAGCCUGGAGGCCCCUAUUCAAAGGUGGCGGCAAUCUGUCGCAAUGGUUGGCUGAAGGCGGGAAGAUUCGCCACCCACUUGCCUUUUGGUCCCGAUGUCGUGCCGCACUUCCCAUCGUCGCUACGUAUCAUCUGUUGCAGCGGGCAUGGCUAUGAUGCCGCAGACAUCACAGGUCUUACAGCUCGUGGCAUUUGGUACUGCAAUACUCCCAACGCCUGCACAGAAGCCGUUGCCAAUACAGCCAUGCUCCUGGUCUUGGACUCUUUUCGUUUCCUGACCUAUGCUCAAUGGUGUGCAAGAUAUGAUUGGAACGCCAGUCGUGAGCUGGGAAAUCAAGCAGUAGACCCCUGUGGGAAGUCGUUAGGCGUCGUGGGCCUAGGUGAUAUCGGUCUUGCGAUUGCACAAAAAUGCGAAGCCGGCUUCGGUAUGAGUAUUCAUUAUCAAGGACCGCGGCGGAAACUGGAUGCUGAGAGAGCCUUGAAACAUGGGGCAUCUUAUCAUUCCACCGUGGAUGACAUGAUCCCUGGGAUCGAUUGUAUUGUCCUCGCUGCGCCAUAUACGGCCGAGACUCACAAUAUGCUCUCGGAAAAACAAUUUUCACUGGCGAAAAGUGAGGGAUUAAGGGUCGUCAAUAUCGCAAGAGGCAGGAUGAUUGACGAACAGGCGCUUUUGUCGGCUCUUGACAGCGGAAGAGUCGUCGGAGUCGGCCUUGAUGUGCACGCAAACGAACCAGGAAUCAAUCCUAAACUCCAGGAAAAUUGGAAGGUCACGGUGCUGCCACAUAUCGGUGUAUGCUCGCGCACAAGUUGGCAAAACUUCGAAAAGACUAACCUAGACAAUCUUGAGGCUUUCUUUCGGGAUGGGAAGCCACUCACGCCGGUCAACCAUAUUGAUGACAAGGAAUAA